UUUCACGUCUUUCAGUCCAGUUUCAUUACGGCGUCCUUCCUUUGGCAUCUGGUUUGAAGAGAGGGCAACUGGCGACAGUGACGAGACGAAGCCACUGAAGAAAAGCACAAAAUGAGUAACGAAACUCCCAAGCUCUACGUUCACAAGCCUAAGAAAGCUCAACGUAAGAAACAUCUACAACAACAAUCACUUCCUUCUCCGCUGCAGUCACCGUCACCGUCACCAUCGCCGGUGUCAUCCUCGUCGGCACCGGCAAUGGUUAGUCAAUCUACUACUGCGACCUCCUCUUCGCGUGUUCCGCCGCCGCCACCAAAGGAGUCAUUUGCACGCCGUUACAAGUUCCUUUGGCCUCUUCUACUCGCCGUCAAUUUUUCCAUCGGAGCUUACCUUUUCAUGAGAACAAAGAAGAAGGAGAUCAUAGCGGAAGAGGUGACAGCUGUCACUUCUACUCCCACAUCUUUGGUUUCAACUUCUUCAGUUAGCGAUCCAUCGCCAGCUGUCAUGGAACUAGUGAAACCACGUGAACCUAUACCAUUAAAUCAGCAGCUUGAGCUUUUCAAAUGGAUUUUAGAGGAGAAAAGGAAAGUGAAAACAAAAGAUCCGGAGGAGAAAAAGAGAAUCGAUGAAGAAAAAGCCAUUCUUAAACAAUUCAUCCGAGCAAAAUCCGUCCCAUCUCUGUAACCGCAGUUGUAAUGACCUCUUUCGUAUGAGAUAAAAAUGUUAAAAAGGGGCCUAGGAGUUCAUGAUUUUACCCAUAAACAUGCGAAUCAGUGUAUUUGAUUUGGAAACAGGCCAUUUGUGUAUGCUUAUACAUGUAAUAGGGGCAUAUCAGUCACACAUUGCUGGGGAUCAAUUCAGUUGACAUAACAGCUGUUGACAUUCGCGACAUGCCAUGAAUUGUGUACAUACAGUGUACACUAAGCUUACGAUACAGUGCAUAUUGUAAAAUACUAUGAUUUAUUGAAAGCCUGCAAAUUUUCAUCGAAUGGCCCUAGUGUCAUCAUUAAUAUUAAUUUUAACUUUUAAGAUGUUAUAAUGAUUUGGUGUAGAGAUGGGGAUUACGAUUGAUUUGUUUUUUAAACGAGUUGGUCUCAUCACUCAUGGUGUAUUUCAUAUGGGCCAAAUCAAAAGGAUUUAGCUCAAAAUAUCAAUUGCAGUGCGAAUUAGAGAUGCA
Messenger RNA from Lactuca sativa (garden lettuce), 1174 nucleotides. RefSeq lists its product as uncharacterized. The record is from RefSeq and is a predicted model, not a curated record. NCBI's taxonomy places the organism in Eukaryota, Viridiplantae, Streptophyta, Magnoliopsida, Asterales, Asteraceae.